Hypanus sabinus (Atlantic stingray) is the source of this 3717-nucleotide messenger RNA. RefSeq names its product semaphorin-3D-like. The record is from RefSeq and is a predicted model, not a curated record. The transcript has 17 exons. Bases 53 to 2332 code for a protein of 759 amino acids. Lineage: Eukaryota; Metazoa; Chordata; Chondrichthyes; Myliobatiformes; Dasyatidae. Gene Ontology annotation, biological process: negative chemotaxis; positive regulation of cell migration; axon guidance. Gene Ontology annotation, molecular function: semaphorin receptor binding; chemorepellent activity.
UUGGUAUUCAGUGGGACUGGUGUGCAUUGGAGUAAUGCUGUAGACUUGUAACAUGGAGUGUAUAAUUCUAAUUGGAGAAAGGGAUUACAGAAACAAGUUUCCUACUCCAAGGGUUACUGCUCUGUGCUGUUGUAUUGUUUUCUUUACCCUUUUACCGGUGAAUGGUGCCUGGAAGCAAAGUAAACCUCGCCUGAAGUUCUCAUACAAAGAUCUGCUGAUGAACGACAGUUGUAACCCAUUUCAAGGAUCAGCUGAGAGUUCAAGUUUCCAGUCUUUAUUAAUAGAUGAAGAAAGAGGGAAACUUCUGGUCGGUGCUAAGGAUCUGAUUUAUGUUUUGAAUCUGGAAAAUUUGAACAAGGAACCCAAAAAGCUAUAUUGGCCUGCAGCUAAAGAGAGAGUGGAGCUCUGUAAACAGACCGGCAAGAAGGAAGCAGAGUGUGCAAAUUUCGUUCGAGUGCUGCACAACUUCAACAAGACGCAUGUCUAUGCCUGUGGCACGGGAGCUUUCCACCCUGCAUGCGGAUAUAUUGAACUCGGGCCCCCUGCACAGGAGCUUUCGUUGAAGUUUGACCUAAAAACACUGGAAUCUGGAAGACUGAAAUGUCCUUAUGACCCCAGCCAACCUUUCACAUCAGCCCUCAUUGAUGGCUAUCUCUUCACUGGGACAUCAUCCGACUUCCUUGGGAGAGACACAGCUCUGUUUCGUUCCCCUAUACAUCAUCUGGGAAAUCAGCAUAUCCGCACUGAACACAAUAACUUGCUUUGGUUAAGUGAUGCCAAGUUCAUUGGGAUGUACCCAAUUUCUGAUACUUCCAAUGACGACGAUGAUAAAGUAUACAUAUUUUUAAGAGAGACGGCCGUGGACGCAUCAGGCUUCGAAAGAGCCAUUUACUCCAGAGUGGCCAGAGUUUGUAAGAAAGAUAUUGGAGGUCAGCGGAGUUUGAUCAACAAGUGGACUACCUUUCUGAAGGCUCGUCUAAUUUGUUCGGUACCAGGGCCCGAUGGUUAUCAGACUUACUUUGAUGAAUUGCAGGAUGUUUACCUGCUCAACACCAAUGAUAAAUCACCUGUGUUUUAUGGGGUCUUCACAUCUUCCAGUUCUGUUUUCAGUGGCUCGGCUGUUUGUGCAUACAGCUUAGCUGACAUUCGUGCCGCAUUUAAUGGACCUUUCACACACAAAGACAGUCCUGAUCACCACUGGGUGGAAUACCAGGGGAAGAUUCCAUAUCCCAGGCCUGGGACGUGUCCCAGUAAAACAUUUGACUCCACAAUUGAGUCUACCAAGGAUUUUUCAGAUAACGUCAUCAGCUUCAUUAAGAAUCACCCAAUGAUGUACAAGGCUGUUUAUCCAAUAAACAAGAGGCCCGUUUUCAUUCAAGUAAACACUGGUUACAGGAUUACACAGCUUGUGGUUGACCGUGUCAAUGCAAAGGAUGGACAAUAUGCUGUUCUGUUUUUAGGCACAGAUGUCGGGUCAGUAAUAAAAGCCUUGAGUAUUACCAAGGAUAACUUGAAUGUAGAAGAAAUCGCUCUGGAAGAAUUGCAAGUGUUCGAGGAAUCAACUCCAAUAUUAACAAUGGAACUUUCUUCAAAGCAGAAGCAGAUUUAUAUUGGAUCGAAAGAUGGUUUAGUGCAGCUUGCUCUCCAGAGGUGUGGUGCUUAUGGUGCAACCUGCUCAGAAUGCUGCCUUGCUAGAGAUCCCUACUGUGCGUGGAAUGGAACCUCAUGCUGCAAGUACGUGCCAGCUCUGAAAAGACAAACUAGACGUCAAGAUGUAAACACUGGAGACCCACUAAUUCAAUGCUGGGAUCAAGAAGACUAUUCAGCAAAUGUGCUAACUGAGAAGAAGUUAAUUUUUGGAGUUCAGAACAAUUCCACAUUCCUGGAAUGCAGUCCAAGAUCACAGCAAACAUCAGCCAUUUGGUCUGUUCAACGAUCAUUGGAUGGCCAACAGGAGGAGAUAAAAUAUGGUUCCAGAAUCAUCAAAACAAGGCUUGGGCUCCUCAUACGUCACUUGCAGGAAGAUGAUGCCGGGAUUUACUAUUGCAGAGCCGUGGAGAACACGUUCACACAAGUCAUCACUAAGUUUCACCUCAAGGUUAUUUUGAGCGACUUCAUGACAACUCCGCCAAAAACAAGGCACAAUGAUGGAAAGAAUAAAGACACUCGGAACAGGGCAAGGCUACGUUACAAGGAUUUUCUGCAACUUCUGGAUCAGCCAGGCAUCACUGUAAACGAAUAUUGCCAGCAAGUGUGGCGCUCGGGGAAACGUGGACAAAUGAGUAAAACAGCAGCAAAGUGGAAAAAAGCACCAGCAUUUAAGCGGUUUUAGAUACUGGAAAAUAUCAGAUGCUUUGUGGUCCUUUAGAAUGAAGACACAGUAACAAAAGUUAUUCAUGGACUUGUUUCAGAGUUAUUAAUGCACAAUCUGGAAUACUGUGAAGUCUGAAUGAGUGUCAGCGGAAGAAAUGUUACCACACAAAUUCAAAAGUGUAGCAAGAGGUAUUAUACUUGAGUGUAUUCUGUUUGUUAAUUUAAAAACAUUGGCUUUAAAAGAAAAUAUUACUCUGUAGGCAAUUUUAUAAUAUAGUCUUGGGAAUUCCGUUUUGAAGACUUCACAGAUAAGUCUGCAUAUAGUUGGAUCUUAUUGAGCCAACAUGUAAUGAAAUCCACUAACCUCAGAACCUAUUGUUGAAAACUCUACUCCAUGUAGAGUCAUGAUUAACAUUUACAAUGGGUGACCUUCCAUAAUGAAAAUUAACAGACGGGCUUGAUAGUGACGAAGGAACUUCAUUCGCUCUGAUCAAGUGUCUCUGACUGAAACAUUCACUGUUCAUUCUUCUGCAUGGAUACUGCCCAACUUGUGGAGUUCCUCCUGCACUCUUGUGUGUGCUGUUUAUCAUUUGUGAAGGGUAGGUUACUUGUGAUGGCACCUCAUGGAUUUUUCCUGCACGGCUGUACUGGAAGUUACUAUUAAAUCUGCGUUAUUAAAACCAUGUUUGACAGCAGCUUGAUCAAUAACAUCAGAGCAAUAUAUAGGCUAAUAUCAUCAUCCACUGGUUGAUCUAAAAGGUGGAAGAGACAAAAUAAAAUUACAAAAUAAUUAUUUUAUUUUUACUUGUACCACUGUAAUACAUCAGAAUAGAGCCCCAGAAUAGAGGAGCAUUCUUUUAGAAUGGAGAUGGGAAGGAAUUUCUUUAGCCAAAGAAUGGUAAAUCUGUGGAAUUUGUUGUCACAGACCUCUGUGGAGGCCGGGUCAUUGUGUGUAUUUAAGGCAGAGGUUGAUAGAUUCCUGAUUAGUCAGAGCAUGAAGUAAUAUGGGGCUGAGAGGGAAAAUGGAUCAGCCAUGAUGAAAUGGUGGAGCAGACUCGAUGGGCCUAAUGGCCUAAUUCUGCUUCUGUAUCUUAUGAUCUUUUAAGGAUAGGCAUACUUUGUCUAACAGUUUCAAAUCAGUAAGUGAUGAGAUAUACCUUCAUUGAAUUUUAAAUAUUAUCCAAACUAAUUUAUAUAUACUUUUUUUUAAAUUUCACAUAUGCACACUAGUCAAAAUUUUAACCCCAGAUGGAGAGAGAAACUUCCAAUGUUUCCAUGAAAAUAUGAACAAUUACGUUACCCUUUUCUCUGUCAAUUAUUGAAGGGUUUUGAUCUUAAGGAUUUCUGUCUGCUGACUGAUGUAUGGACAGAUAUAGUAAACAUUCCAGAAAUGCUUAUAUUCAA